This is a messenger RNA of Cutaneotrichosporon oleaginosum, 530 nucleotides long. RefSeq lists its product as uncharacterized. The record is from RefSeq and is a predicted model, not a curated record. NCBI's taxonomy places the organism in Eukaryota, Fungi, Basidiomycota, Tremellomycetes, Trichosporonales, Trichosporonaceae.
CUGUGGAGGCGGCGCGCGCGUUCGCGGAGGACAUAGCGCCGGGGCGGUGGGAGGCGAUGCAGGGGCGCUCGCAUGUCGUCGGGUUGCGUGAGUGGGCUGGGUUUGAGGAGGCGCGGGGGUGUGAGAUGCCGCCAAAGUGAGGACGGAGGACAUUGUAUUCCGCAUGCAGAUAGUGGUCGUUGAGGUAUCAACCGAGGCUCAGGCUUCCGGCGAUCCGGCGAUCGGUGCCCGGCCAACUACUGAAGCAGCUACGAGUCAAGAGGAUAGUAUGCGGGCAUCUUGUCAUCUCCAACACCACGACAGCACCAUGGUGACGAACAACAAGGCUGCGAUGGACACGAACGAGGCGAUCGCUGUCGAUACCUCCGAGUCCGGGCCCGAACACCCCCGCCAGCGUCUUGUCGUCGCCGUCAUUCUCGUGGCCACCGGCAUCCUCUCCGGCCUGGGCAGCGCGUUUGCCUAUGGCGUCCUGCUGACCCGUGGCGAGUAGUCUCCUCAUCGCCAUCUACCGCUGGAGCCCCGGUACCCUG